Cajanus cajan (pigeon pea) is the source of this 1211-nucleotide messenger RNA. RefSeq names its product transcription factor bHLH47. The record is from RefSeq and is a predicted model, not a curated record. Gene Ontology annotation, molecular function: protein dimerization activity. Lineage: Eukaryota; Viridiplantae; Streptophyta; Magnoliopsida; Fabales; Fabaceae.
AUGACCUCGCCACGCGCCUUCGCGUGACAGGUGGCCUCCCGCCACACUCCGUUGCCACAAACCAAUCUUCUUUUCUCUCUCUUCUGCCCUAAUUUCUCAUUUUCCCUCUUUCAUUUCAACCUUACUUUCCAAUUCCAUCCUUCAACUUCAAUAUUCCAAUUCUAUUCUUCUCCGAAUCCUCUUCCUCCUCUUAGGAUCACACGUGAAAUGAAUUUUUCAUUUCUUGGGGUGUUCGAUUUACUUGUCCAUGCUUUCCAAAAAGGAUAAGUGAAGUACAAUAUUGAAGUAGUGUUUUGUUUUUCUGCUUUAGGGAAUUUUGUUCCUGGAACAAUUGUACGGGCAUAGCUGGUUUUGUAAAUAUGGGAUCAGAGAGUGUGGCUCCGGCGGUUGAGACAUCGAAAAGCAGGUCUUCUCCGGGUAAAGUGAAUCCAGGGAAAGUCCCUAGGAAAAUUCACAAGGCAGAGAGGGAGAAAUUGAAGCGUGAACAUUUGAAUGAACUCUUUCUUGACCUUGCCAAUGCACUUGAUCUAAACGAGAACAAUGGAAAGGCUUCUAUAUUGUGUGAAGCUGGUAGGUUGCUGAAAGACUUGCUCUGUCAGAUCGAUUCCCUCAAGAAAGAGAACGUUACUCUGGUGUCUGAAUCUCAUUAUGUGACCAUGGAGAAAAAUGAGCUGAAGGAGGAGAAUUGUAGCCUAGAAACUCAAAUCGAGAAACUUCAAGGUGAGAUACAAGCAAAAGUGGCUCAAUCUAAACCUGACCUGAAUGCACCUCCUCAUGUGGAACUUGAGCCACUGGAGCAGACAAAUUUUCCAGGACAGGGUCUUCAAAUGCACACUAUAGAACCUAACUUGCAGCAAGGAUCUGCAGUUUUGGUUGUCCCCUUUUGUCCUGAUAUUCAAGCUUCUUUUCCAGCUCCUAAUGUUUCGGAGGUUACGCCAAAAUCUACAUCCAUUGUCAAGAAACCACAUGCCAGGUAUCCCACGCCCGCAGAUUCAUGGCCAUCACAGCUGCUUGGAGAGCAACCAACUUCAAGUUAGUUUGUACUUUGUAGAGUUAUAGCUUCAGUAUUGGUUUAACACACCAACUAGUUUACCUGAUAGCAAUGCCUCUCUUGAGCUUUCAUGUAUAAAUUAAAUUCGUUCAAUGAUCCAAGAGAAUCUCACUCGUUUCCGUUUCACCUGAUCUAAUCUAGGAAUUAAUUUUUGGUUCGA